AUGUGGUGGUUGGGUCUCGGCACGAAAGGAUUUGAAUUCGCAUUCGACGAAUUUCACCCGUUCGUAGAAGCGCUCUUGCCAUACGUGAAGGAAUUCAGUUACGUUUGGUUCAAUCUGCAGGCCACGAAGAGGAAAUUCACAAAACGAAAUGAGAAGAGAAUGACAGUGGAGGAAGAGAAGUUGGUUAAGGAGGAGUUGAUGGGCGAACGCAGCGAGGUGAAGCAAAAGUGGGCGGGGCGGUUGUUGGGCAAACUGCGAAAGGACAUCCAGCCGGAGUGUAGGGAAGACUUCGUGUUGAGCGUGACCGGGCAGCGGCCUGCGAUUUGCGUGUUGUCGAAUCCGGAUCAGAAGGGUAAAAUGAGGAGGAUUGACUGCUUGAGACAGGCCGAUAAGGUGUGGAGACUGGAUUUGGUGAUGGUGAUUCUGUUUAAGGGCAUUCCGUUGGAGAGUACAGACGGCGAGAGACUGGAGAAGUGCGCUGAGUGUCUGUACCCAGGGCUGUGCGUCAAUCCGUAUCAUAUCAGCAUAGCGGUCAGGGAAUUAGACCUGUUCCUGGCGAAUUUUAUACAUACGUCGAAUCCGGAAAUCCAGAGAAUUCAAGAGGAAGAGGGGGGCGUGGCUAAUGAAGAUUCGGACGGGUUGCCGGCGAAUGAGGGCAUCUGGGGAACGGGAGUGUUCACGGCGUAUGAGCUGAAGACGUUGACGAGGCGGUGGAUUAUGAUCAGGAUUUUGAUUAUGAUCAUGAUUUUGAUUUUGGUUAUGAUCAUGAUUAUGAUUUCGGUUAUGAUCAUGAUUAUGCUUUUGAUUAUGAUCGAAUAUGAUUGUUGUUGUAAUGUUUCAGCAUCGAUAUUAACAAUGGUGAAUGGCCAGGUGCAUAUUCCGCGGGGAGUUAUACCGCAUAAAGAGGAGCCUUACAGUGAUUUCGGCGACUGGCAUAGUCCUUCGGAUUUCGUGCAGAUCGAUUCGCCGCCCCCGCAGCACAGCACGCUCGCGCUCGCGGCGGCAGAACACGGAGGCUCCACCCACAACCGCACUCAACACAACCCAGCAGCAGCUGUUGGUAGCGAUCCAACGGGAACAGUAACAACGAUUGGGCAGCCGCCGACGCAGCAUCAGAUGGGACAUCAGGCAUCACAUCAUAUUCAAAUGGUCAGGGUAGCACAUCCGCAGAGUGCAACGCACGCGGCUGGCGCGACGCAUCAUGUGGGAGGGGCUACCCAAGUGGCGACGCAGCAUCAUCAAAUGGGUGGAAUGCAUGGGCAAGUGAUGUCGAAGAACUGUUAUUCUGCGUCGGGUGGUGGUGCUACGCCACACGUGGGCGCGAUGGUGACGGUGGGUCAGAAUGCCAAUAGUGGCAGUGGGAGCAGAUAUCAGAGAAUGAAUAGUGAGGUGAGUGGUUCAGAUUUUGGGUUGGGUGAACCGCUGGAAAAACGCAGAAGGCACGCGUCGCGGGACAGCGCGGGCAGUUUAAACGAGGAAAUUCACCAGCUGGUGAGCGGUGGUGGAGCAAUCGGCCAAAGCGGCGGCGCAGAUGGGCGUGGCCAAGUAAGUACGCGUCUGCUCGGCUCUCAGCAACAACCGAUACAUGUGGUACAUAUCAAAAGAGAUCUAUCAUCGUCAACAACGCCAACGUCCAUGUCAGGAGGCGGUGGCGGAGCGUCAGGAGAAAGUAGGCGAAGCAUUGGUCAAUGUGCGACACCGGCGAGUGGAUCGGGCACAGUGAUGAAGGCAACAUUCGUAAUGCCAUCGACAUCAGAUUCACCGAGUCAGCAGCAAGCAUCAGGAAAUCAGAGUGCAAGGAUUGCGGCUGCAAAUAAUAAUAAUAAUGUAAAUAUGGCGACGACAUCACAGCAAAUAUCAACCAAUGAUAAUAACGAUGUGGAGAUGAAGGCAGAGCAAGGAGGGAAUAAUAAUAAUAAUGGAGACAACGGGAGAAUUGUUUCGCAAAGGGUACAUACAAGAUCGAGUGGUGCGGGCAUGGAGGGAGUGGAAGGGCUAUCGUCGAGCAGCAGGAAGAGUGCUGCGACAGGGGGGAAUGUGGCUGCGAGAGUUGCGGGUGGGAAUUUGAAUUUGGAGAGUGGUAAUAAUAGUAGUAGUAGUAGUGGUGGUGGGUCGUCGAGUAAUAGACAGACAGGGCGAGGUCAUGGACGUCCACGGGCAGUUCAAAAGAGGUCUGCAGAUAGCUCUGGAACACUGGAUUUGAGGAGUGAUCUAGGCAGUAAUACGUUAGAGAGUAUAGUGAUGGGUCGAACCUAUCAUGGUAGCCCUACGAAAUUUACAACGGCAAAUGGAGACAUAGUCAGCUUUAGGUAUUUUUUGAUUAUUUAUUAUUUAUUUAAUGGAAAUAAUAAUAAUGUGGAAUAUAUCGAAAUGGAAGUGGACAACCCAACGCAGACAGUUGGGCAAUAUUUGGCCCAGAGGGUGCAGGCGGCUGGAAUCAGGCGGAAGUAUCUAAAUAGUAAUAAUAAUAGUAUAAAUAUAAAUAAUAUAAACGAGAUCGAGAGACGACUGGCGCAGAAGAUAGCAUUGUUGGAUCGACCAGUCAGGGAAUUCGUUUCGAAACCGGAUAAUCCGCAGCUACUGGUAACGCCGAGACCCAUAGUGGCAGUAUCGAAGGGCGUGGCGCAAUCGAAUUACUCGGAUGAUAACACGAUGGCGCAGGUGGCACGUGAGGCAGCGGCUACGAGCAGUAUUGUGUCACAUCAGCAGCAACUGCUGAACAGUGCAUGCAGUUCGGGUAUGCCCUCUCCAGUGCCGUUCCUCGCGUCACUGGUUGCCAGUCCAAUCGGCACCCCACGGGCAACACCACCCGGCAUCCCCGGCGGCGCAUCCUUUCCAGCACACAUGGGAACUGUGGCAGCGGCAGCAGCAAUUCCCGCGGAAACAACAGUCACAUCGGCAGCAGCAUCAGCAGCUUCCGCGGCCAUGGGAAGCACAAGUUGUUUCCCAUGGGAAGUGUCAAACCAGUUUUUGAAUUAUUUCAAUGAGAACUCGCGUUCGCCGAAUAACACUGCACAACUGCAGCAAAUUUGCACUGAGGCUCCGCCCGCAACCGCACGCGUCAGCUCGCGAGCGCGUGCCGAUUCGACGACAAAUAGUGGCGAGCAGCUUUUGGUACGUUGGUUUUAUUCGCUUCAGGUAAGGGCACAGCCAGACUCGACAACCACUGAGCCGGGUUGUUCUGGUUCUUCAGUGAUCGAUACAGUAGUCACCGAAGUUCCAGUCGAGAGCCCGGAUGUUGGCGAGCGGCCAUGUUCUACGCGUAGCAAACGUCCGCACACGCCGACUGCAACGAUCACUUCCACUUCGGGCUUAGCGGAUGAUGUGAAGGCGGAGCAAACUAUGUCAAGAACAAACGAUUUUCCGUUGCCGUUUUUGCGAUUGCUCGGAAGAGAGCUGCAUGUGUUGGACCGAGUUCGAUUUUUGAAGGUCUCGAAGAAUUGGCUCGCUGCCAAUAAAUAUUUCGUAUCGCAGAAUUUUUUCGUGAAAAAGUUGUCGAUUUGGGAGGAUUUCGUGACGUUUGACAUUGGCAGCGAUGAAUUAUUUGGGGAAAAUGAAGUUGUAUUCGCUAUUCAAGCAAUGCUGCAGACACUGGAAAUGUUUCGCGAUUGUGCCGAGAUUAGAAAGGAUAAUGAGUUCAUUGUGAAUAAAUCAAAUAGACUGGGAAUGCUUGGAGGGUUUUUGUGCAAUGCAAAUUCGUUGAAGGUAUUAACCGUACCGAUCGAGCUGGUGAACGAUUCAACGAGAAAUAUGGUGAUUUCGAGUAAUUUCAAAAAAUUUGGAGUAUUGACGAUCCGAAUCACUGACGAAUUUGGAUACAGUGAACCGCAGGAUUGGAUUAAUAUAUAUGUAGCGGUUGGCAACGAGCCAGCAGCAGCAUUUAUUGGCACACGGCCAGCAGCUGAUAUCAUCAUUCGUUUCGAGGGCAGUGCCGCGUUGAGGGGAAGGUACGAUUUCGACGUGGCUGCGAUGACGUCAUCGACAGUGUGCGCGUUGAUAACGUGUGCAGCUGUGAUACCGAAUGGUAUGGAUUAG
This is a messenger RNA of Anisakis simplex (herring worm), 4035 nucleotides long. NCBI's taxonomy places the organism in Eukaryota, Metazoa, Nematoda, Chromadorea, Rhabditida, Anisakidae. The record is from the annotation of a GenBank genome assembly.